AUGGGCAAAUUCGAAAUGCCAACGAAGCGGCGGAUGUCAGCACCGUUCCAGUCAAAGGAAGCCUUUAUGGAAUUUCUCAGGGCUCCUCGCGUCAAUGACGGCCAUGUCCCUAUCGGAGACGAGAGAUGGUCGAAUAAAGAUCUCGAGCCGACACCAGUUGAACAAAGGACUUGGACUUGGUAUAGUCUGCCUCUAUACUGGUUUUCCAACAAAUUCUCCCUUGUCGGCUGGAAUACUGGCUCUUCACUUGUAGCCGUUGGCCUGACAUGGCAGACAUCCUUCGCCUCAGCAUGCAUCGGCUCUCUACUCGCGGCUAUAGUCGUCGUUCUGAUGGCUCGUCCGGGUGCUAAAUAUCAUAUCGGAUUUCCCGUCCUUGCACGCUCUGUCAUGGGCAUGUACGGUUCCUACUUCUUCGUCUUCAUCCGAGCCAUCGUCUGCAUCAUCUGGUACGGCAUUCAGACCUUUUACGCCGGCAACCUCUUGUCCGUGAUGCUACGCUGCAUCUUUGGCAGUUCCUGGGAAAACCUACCGAACACACUCUCGCCAGGUGCUGCCGUGACAUCGAAGCAGCUGUUGACUUUCUUCAUGGCUUGGCUCAUGGAAUUCCCUUUUAUGUGGGUUCAUCCGACCCGCAUCCACUACGUCUUCACCGUCAAGGGAAUCAUCAUGCCUAUUGCGGCUUUUGCGGUUUUCGGCUGGUGCAUGGCAAAUGGCGGCGGACUCAACUCCAUGGAUCUCGCUCACAAGACGAGCAAAGCUUCAUCAACUAUUCCUUUGGGUUGGAGUAUCAUGGCUGGUAUCAACACCAUCUUUGGUGCACUAUCGCCCAUGCUUGUCAACCAGCCCGAUCUUGCCCGCUACUGCAAGAAGCCCCGCGACGCAGGUUAUCUCCAGGGUGUCAGUGUGUUCGUCUCUGCUAUCAUCGUCUUUUUCCUCGGUAUGGCUUCGACAACAUCAAUGCAAUCAGCGUACGGCGUAGCGUACUGGAACAUUUGGGAUCUCUUCGACGCUAUACUUGACCAUCACUUUGGCGCUGGUGCACGCGCAGCAGUCUUUUUCGCCUCAUUGGCAUUCUACUUUGGAGUUUUUGCGACAAAUUUUGGGGCUAAUUCUAUUCCGUUUGGCUCGGAUAUGACUGGUCUAUUCCCCAAAUGGCUCACGAUCCGCAGAGGACAGAUACUUUGUGCUCUCCUUGGAAUCGCUGUGCAGCCAUGGCAACUCAUGGCUAAUGCGUCUGCUUUCCUCAGCUUUCUUGGAUCUUACAAUAUCUUCAUGGCUCCUCUCUGCGCCGUCUUGAUUGUUGAUUACUUCAUCAUUCGGAAGGGCAAUGUCCACGUUCCGUCGUGCUACGAUGGCAGAAAAACAGGCCUGUAUUGGUUCUGGUCUGGAAUCAACUGGUGUGGAGUAGUAGCGUGGAUACUCGGCACCACCAUGGGUAUCCCAGGUCUCAUCGGUCAAUACCAACCGCAGAUCAUUUCCAUGGCCGCACAGAACAUGUACCGUAUGGGAUGGGUCUUGACCUUUACCGUUGCGGCGACGGUUUAUUACUUCACGUUUCUUUUCAUCAAGCCGCGCGUAUUUCCUGUUGGACGCGAGAGCACGCCGUUUGAGUGGGAGUGGUUGGGCAAUGACGGUCGUGAGGGAUUUUUCGAGGGAGAGGGAGACCGUGGAGAGAUUUACGUUGCUGCUACACCACCCAUGACGGAUGCAGGGGAUGAUAUUGAGGUUGGAGGCAAAUCGCCGAAGCUGACAGCCACAGAAGUGGCAAAGAAAAUCCAGCAAGGCGAAGUCACAGUAGAAGAAUAUGCAAAGUCGCUUUUGAAGCGUAUCGAGGCGCGGGACGAGGCUGUCAAAGCAUGGGCGUAUCUCAACCCUGAGUACGUAAUUGAGCAGGCAAAAGCACUAGAUGCUGUUCCAAAAGAUGAGCGCGGCCCGUUGCACGGUAUUGCAAUUGCUGUCAAAGAUGUGAUUUACACAAAAGAUAUGCCAACGCAAUUCAAUUCCCCAAUAUACGCCAAGGAUGCACCAAAAGUCGAUGCUGGAUCCAUUGCUAUACUGCGCAAAUCCGGUGCGCUUAUAUUCGGAAAGACAACAACGACUGAAUUCGCUGCAACAACCACAGGCCCCAAGACGUGCAACCCGCACGACUCGAAUCGCACGCCUGGUGGUUCUUCAUCAGGGUCUGGAGCUGCGGUGGGCGACUUCCAAGCACCUAUCGGUUUGGGUACGCAGACGGGCGGCAGCACUAUCCGGCCUGGUUCGUACAAUGGAAUCUACGCUCUCAAGCCUACGUGGAAUUCGAUCACGCGCGAAGGACAGAAGAUUUACUCGCUGAUACUCGAUACACUUGGUCUUUAUGCUCGUAGUGUAGCAGAUUUAGAGCUGCUCGCCGAUACUUUUGCUAUUCACGAUGAUGUUCCAGUCCCAUCGGAUUUCACAGUCAAAGGAGCAAAGUUCGCGGUUCUCAAAACCAUGGUUUGGCCACAGGUAGGACCAGGUACCGUUGCUGCGCUCGACAAGGCCGUUUCCCUACUACGCGCGCAUGGAGCCGAAGUAGAGGAGAUUUCGCUGCCAGAGCACCUCAAUGAUCUCCCAUCAUGGCAUACGACAGUGCUGAACUCGGAUGGUCGGACGGCGUUUUUGCCCGAAUACACAGUGGCCAAGGACAAGAUUUCGGAGCAGUUAGUAGGACACGUAGAAAACAGUGGAAAGAUUUCGCGCAAGGCACAGCUGGAAGCGUUUGAUAAUAUAGCAGCAGCAAGGCCGGUGGUAGAUGAGCUGCUUGAAAAGUAUGCCGCGGUGCUGACGCCAAGCGUGCCUGAUGAGGCGCCAGUGGGUAUCGAGAAGACUGGCAGCGCAGCGUUUUGUUUGAUAUGGACGGCGCUACAUACACCGGUGGUCAACGUCCCAGGCUUCAAGGGGCAGAAUGGCAUGCCAAUUGGCGUCUCGCUUGUGGCACCGCGAUACCAUGACAGACGGCUUCUGGCAGUGAGCAAAGAAGUUGGAAAGAUAUUCGAGGCUGAGGGUGGAUGGCAACGGUCGGUGUAG
Messenger RNA from Bipolaris oryzae ATCC 44560, 3048 nucleotides. RefSeq lists its product as uncharacterized. Gene Ontology annotation, cellular component: plasma membrane. Gene Ontology annotation, biological process: nucleobase transport; transmembrane transport. Gene Ontology annotation, molecular function: nucleobase transmembrane transporter activity. The record is from RefSeq and is a predicted model, not a curated record. The transcript has 7 exons. Lineage: Eukaryota; Fungi; Ascomycota; Dothideomycetes; Pleosporales; Pleosporaceae. Bases 1 to 3048 code for a protein of 1015 amino acids.